Messenger RNA from Sturnus vulgaris (Common starling), 1193 nucleotides. Lineage: Eukaryota; Metazoa; Chordata; Aves; Passeriformes; Sturnidae. The record is from RefSeq and is a predicted model, not a curated record.
CCAGCCCCAGCACCAUGCUGCGCCGCAAGCCUUCCAACGCCGGCGACAAGGAGCCGGGACACAGGAAGCUUUCCCUACAGCGUUCCAGCAGCUUCAAGGACUUCAACAAAUCCAAGGUCAGCUCCCCCGUGUCAAACGAGGAGUUCAACCUGGAGGAGAAUAUCCCCGAGGAUGAUGCCAGCCCUGAGGAGGCCGUGCGGAGCAGCGGGACGAAGCUGGGCAGGAAGUGGAGGGCGGUGAUCUCACGCACCAUGAACCGCAAGAUGGGCAGGAUGGCCGUGAGAGCGCUGGCCGAGGGCAAGGGAGAGGCGGAGGAGGAGGGGUCCCCGUGCCCCCUGUCCCCAGGCAGCAGCACAGAGGAGCAGAGCCAUGACAAGGUGCCCCUGUCGUACCUGGAGCUGGAGGAGGAGGAGGACGGGCGCCCAGCCCUCGCACGCCAGAUGUCCAGCGGCAGUGACAUUCCCAGCCCCAGCGAUCCCGGGGACAGCCGGCGGCUGGAGGAGGCCGUGCCUGCCUACACCGGCCCCUUCUGCGGCCGCGCCCGCGUCCACACCGACUUCACCCCCAGCCCCUACGACAAGGACUCCCUGAAGCUGCGGAAAGGGGACAUCAUCGGCAUCAUCGAGAAGCCACCUGUGGGCACCUGGACAGGGCUGCUCAACAACAGGGUGGGCUCCUUCAAGUUCAUCUACGUGGAUGUGAUCCCUGAGGAGACAGUCCCUGCCCGCAGGAGCCGCGGCUCCAGCAGGAACAAGCGCCUCAAGCCCAAAACUCUCCACGAGCUGCUGGAGCGCAUCAACCUGCAGGAACACAUCCCCACCCUCCUGCUGAACGGGUACCAGACCCUGGAGGACUUCAAGGAGCUGCGGGAGACGCACCUGAACGAGCUGCACAUCACGGACCCCCAGCACCGCGCCAAGCUGCUCACGGCCGCCGAGCUCCUCCUGGACUACGACAGUAAGACCAGCGAGCCCGAGGAUGGGGACACCGCCGAGGCCCUGCCGUCGCCCUCGGAGCCCAAAGAGGACAUUCCCCGGGACUCCGGCUGCUUCGAGGGAUCAGAGGGCCUGGAUGGCAGCCGGGAGGAGGCCGAGCUGGGGGGUCCCAAGGAACAGCUGGGGGCUCUCUCCAUGGCAGAAUCCCCCUGAGCCCGCCGACAGCGCCGCUUCCCGCUCUGGCCCUGACGGUGGGGC